Messenger RNA from Aegilops tauschii subsp. strangulata, 3452 nucleotides. RefSeq lists its product as uncharacterized. Lineage: Eukaryota; Viridiplantae; Streptophyta; Magnoliopsida; Poales; Poaceae. The record is from RefSeq and is a predicted model, not a curated record.
CCCGGAUGAAGCUGGAGGCGCCCGUCAGCUAUGUCGGCGCCGCGGUGCUCUGCGCUGUGAGGGGCUGUGACCACCGUGCGUGUCAUGAGGGCCCCUUCCGGGUUGUCGUCAUCAACCUGGACAUGAAUGAGGAUGAUGGUGAUUGUGUUGCACACGCUUGCGUGUCUUCGCCGGUGACCAACAAGUGGAGCGAGCCGUGCUCUGAUUCUCAUUUUGAUGGAUGGAGCAAGCCGUGCUCUGCUCUUCAUCUUGUUAUGACCGAUCCAUUCAUUGAUUCACUGCCUCCUGUCCUCAUUGACAACGCACUUCACUUCAGGCUUACGUAUGAUGAUGAGCGUGUAGGGAUUCUCAAGUAUGACUUGAGCUCUAAUUGCUUAUCACUGAUUGAUGCGCCGCUUACGAGGCCGGCCAUUUUCUGGCCCGCUAUCCUCAUGGCAAUGGAGGAUGGCAGCUUGGGGUUGGCACACUUGGGUGGGUUAACCCUCUACCUAUGGUCAAGACAGAUGGGUUCCGACGGAGUUGCGUUAUGGACUCGGCGUAAAGUCAUCAGUCUCAAGGAACUUCUCCCCAUUCAAAAUCCCAAGAAAAGAAUUAGCGUUAUUGGGUCUGUGGAAGGCCAUGAUAUCAUUUUCGUGACCACAGAUCUUGGCAUCUACGAGAUUAAUUUGAAGACACUACGGUGGAAGAAGCUAUGGAAGAGAGAAAAUUUCCGCUCUUUGAUUCCAUACAUGAGCUUCUACAAUCGACAAGAAAUGGUGAGGCCCUGCAAGGCAUUGACAACAUAUGGUUGAAUAUGCUUAAGGGCAGGAGUUCAUUCUCAUCAACAUGAGAAAUGACUAUUUGAAGGCGACAUGGCUCUUGUGAUCGGUGUCAGUAUUCGGUAACUGCUUUAAUGCAGUGGUGCUUGUUUUCUCAUAGUGUUGUUGGAUUUUGUCAGCAAGCUCGAGAUUGUCCCCGCGUUAAUGGUGUUUUUUAAUUAGCUUGAAAAUGUACCACGGACACUAGCUUUGUCUUGCCAUUGUAAAAACUCUACAGUUUGCUCUCGUAGCUUUGAGCCAAAACAGGGAUGACGAUGAUUUCUGCAUGCUGGCUCACUGGUAUGCCUUAAUUAAUUUUAUGAAUUUGAUUAGUGCUAGAGGUCAAGUGCUGAUGUUACUGAAGAGUAAAGAGUAUAACAUGCAGUUUCUUUUUUAUAUCCAGCAAGCAAUGUUACUAAAGAGUGAAGAGUGUAGCAUGUAAACUGAAAUAUUGAGCUGUAAGUUGAGGGAACUGACAGUAUGGCUGGAUCUGAGUUGCAUGAAGAUCUCAGAGGUUUUACUGCUACAGUUGCUCCACAAAUCUGUUAGGUAUUAGGCUGCUAUUUGUUGCAUAUUUUUUGCCUACGGUGGAUAUAACAGUAGACUGCAAUGCAAUGAGAUGAAGAUGUAUAUGUUUUGUUAUAUUCUGCUAGGCUACAGUGUUCAUGGCCAUUGUUUUGGUUUAUUAUAUUCCAUACUGGGUUCAGAGUUUCCUUAUUUCUUAGACAAGAUCUUUCACUCAAAAGCAUCAACACACAUUUCUAUGUGCAUUCUUGACCUAUAUUUAUGGAGGAAGCAAGGCUCUGUUCCAAAUGCCUGGUACCUAAUUAACUCUGUUCAUUCUUCAUGGGCAAAUGAGUUGCCUCCUCUUCUCUCUUUAAUAUUUUCUUCAUGUGUGGGUGUUUAGUGGUUGGUAAUCUGUUUUCUUUACAGGGGGAUAAUAUAUUUGGAAUUUAUAAUUUUCACAUUGCUGGAGAAUUGCUUGUUAUGUUGGUUGAGUAUGUUGAAGAGCAAUAUGCCACUCUAGUAAAUUAGCUAUUCAUGGUGAUGAUUGAUCCCACCCCACCAUGGUGACACAUAUUAUGUGGGCAUUGUUCUUCUGCAGUUUUUUGUUCUCCAUAUCAAAUUGUGGGACUCGAUACGAUACGUGCUUUUAGGCAAUAGUAAUGGUUCAUUAGGGGUGUGGAAUAUGGUCCUAACCACUAUGUGCUGGACUCAACUCAACGGGAUACAUUCUGAAGCUUAACAUGGUAAUCUGUUAUGUGGCUGGGACUCCAGAUGCUGGCAUUCAUCUAUUUUCACAUAGUAGCUUCCUAUGCUUUUAAUUGCACAUGAAAGAUUCAGUAUUUACAGAAUUCUGCAUUUAACUGCCUAAUCGUUCCUCCAUAUACUUUAUAGCGGGUAUAGAGUUCACUGAGCAAUCGAAGGUUAUUACUAAGAUAGUAUCUUAACAUGUGAGGAUCAUGGCAAAUUUUUAGAUCCAGUAUUAGGCUUUCCUACAGUUACCAAAUAACAAAAGAUUUACAAAGAAUUCAUAUGCUAGUUUAUAAUCCACAAAGGUGAUUCCAACAUUUCAAAAUAAUAGGAAAGGUUCAUAUGUCACGGAUUUUGUCUCAGGCACGAUAUACGAUUAGCACAUCGUGUCCCCGUCAAUAGAAAAAGAUGGACAAAACUUUCUUUACAAUCUUGCCCAGAAAAUCUGGAACAGUAUGUGGCAUCUUGCCAAGAUUUGCAAUCUUGAAAGCACAUUGUUAAUUCAUUGCUACUAGUCGUCACAAUUCAUGCUAAAGAUAUAUAUUCUGAACUUAAUUGGCAGGCUUGGCAGCUGAGCAAAGUAAAAAAAAAAAGGAAUUCCUGUAGUUCCUGUAUUUUCAUCCAGACUAAAUGAGAAUCUUGAUUCCAAAAGAGGUUGUUCACUUAUGGUAUGCAGCUAAUGUGGAUCGUUACCUGACAGGACUGGCGGCUCUCAACGUGGAUAGCGAUGACAUUUGGUUCUGAUGACAGUGGCAUACAUCUUUUUUUUCUGAUGGCCCAUCUUCGACAAUACUGGCCUGUCUUGAGUUUCGAGGCGACACCUGGACAUCGACGUGGCUUGGCACUAUCAAGACUUUGGCUCUGGACCACUUCCAUGUACCUCCGCUCCCUCAUUGUUAGUGAGAGGGGAUAGAUAUGCAUAGCUCAAAGAGCACACAACCGACCAACAAGUCAGUGGCGCUACUGCCCACGACGAGGACAUCACCCUGGGGAUCCCUCUGGUGUUGGAUGGCUGUACCAAGGUUCUGAACGCUGAUGGAAAGGAAGCAGCGGCGAAUCAUGACUGUUCAAAUGCAGCAACUUGAUUGGAAGAUUUCAAGACCUCAGCGAAUGUAAUUCCUGUUGCUUGAAGAUACCAUUUCAUUUAUCAGGUCAACAUUGAAUUUGGUUGAAGAAAUUAUCUCCAUGGUUAAAUCUUGAGGCUACAAACAGGAUCCGUGAGUAGCACCGGUCCAUGAGAUAAAAACGAGAGCACGAACCAUCCUUUUUUUAAUCUUUGAUGUCAAAUUGAAAUUUCUUGCUCGCAAUUUGUUGGUUGGAGUUCCCUUAGCCUAUGACGUGAUGUGACUGUUGUUGGGAAUUAAUUCUGUCUAUAGCAAGGGUAAGAUAUUAAGCUUGAAA